UAAAGAUCUUUUAAUCAGGAAUUAUAAUGGAUACAGAUUUUAGUAAAGCAAUAGAGUCCGACUUUUCUCUUCUCAGGAAGAGCACUUGGAGAGAUACUCUAUGUUUAGGAGAACUUCCCUUUGUUAAUUAUUCAGUUUUCUUAAAGGAGAUGACAGAAGACACUCUUUCAAAGAAUGAAAAGGACCAUCAGAAGACGAAGAUAUAGAAGGAGCUGAGAAGCAGCAUUCAUCCAUUUUUAAGGUUGGAUAUUUUGUGUAUUGCAUUUCUGACCAUUUGUUGUACAAGGUUAUUGAGAUUGAGAAAGACCAAGAAGGAAAUCCAACCUCAAUUUUAAUAUUAAGCCAAGACGAUUCAUUAAAGAAGGAAAUAUCUGAUACUCAAGAAUUUGCUAACUUCAAAGAUUCUAUCACUCUUAUUCUAAGCAUCUUUGAUCCCACCCAAUCAGAAAGCUCAAUCGAAGUUGAGUUGAAGCUCUACGAGAGAUUGGAGACUUCUUUACAACGUGCGUUUAGCGGGUUUGACAAAAAUAUCUUUAAUUACAUUCUUUUCUACAAAGGAAAGAUACUAAAUAGAAAAGAUUGUCCUUAUGGAAUCCAAGAUCUUAAGGAUGACGAUACUAUAUUCGCUUCAUAUUCAUACCAGAAACUCUAUAGAUUCUCUAGAUUCAAGAAAGUCGUACAGAAUGACUCCUGGUGGAACAAUAGUGACUGACCAGAGUCACUUAUAAUUGUACCACAAAGGAGCAUUGUUUUGGCAGGUUUCAGUUGUUUUGCAGCCCAAAAUCAGGACCAUUAUUACCUAAGAUAUGAAGUUCAUGUUGAUGGAAGAGUAACCGAGAAAGACCAAUUGAUAGCUUCGGACUGGAUCCACGAAGGAGGGAAUAAGAUUUACAAACUGAUGCUAAAGAACCCAAUCGAAGUCGAACAAUGGUCCAAAAUAAAACUGUUUGUCUGGAUAGGAAAAGACUUUCAAACUUCAGGCAAUAUUGAGACUGAUUUUGGGAGUGAAGGAGACGAGUAUAAUGACAUUCCUAAUGAAAACCAAGGUAUCUUUGAAAUAGAAUCUAACACUGAGGUCGAAGAAAGUUGGACAGAUUUAUAUUCAGGACACUUUGGUGAUAUAUUCUACCAUCUUCUAUAAUCUCCAUAUCUCUGACUCAAAUAGUAAACUGCCAGCUUAUGGUCAUUAGUUUCAAAUAUUCAAUGU
Molecule: messenger RNA, 1207 nt
Organism: Moneuplotes crassus
Lineage: Eukaryota; Ciliophora; Spirotrichea; Euplotida; Euplotidae
Source: the annotation of a GenBank genome assembly